This is a messenger RNA of Brassica oleracea var. oleracea, 792 nucleotides long. RefSeq lists its product as uncharacterized. Gene Ontology annotation, molecular function: nucleic acid binding; zinc ion binding. Bases 1 to 792 code for a protein of 263 amino acids. The transcript has a single exon. Lineage: Eukaryota; Viridiplantae; Streptophyta; Magnoliopsida; Brassicales; Brassicaceae. The record is from RefSeq and is a predicted model, not a curated record.
AUGUGGCAAGAUCACAUCGUUGCUCACUUUCAUGGGUUAAUUCCUCCUCCAGCAAAGAUUCUCGCUGAUCUUAACCCAGCUUGGGGUAAGUUCAGGAAGAUAACAAUAAGAAUUGUCUCAGAAACCUCAUGCCUCAUCUACAUUCCGUGUGUGCAAACAAGAGAGUGGGUCCUCCAGGUUGGAUACUGGCAAGUCGACCAUGUAGCUUUCUCGGUUUUCCCAUGGUCACCUGACGGUAAUCUCUCUCCUCCAGAGCUGCUUACAACCCCCACCUGGGUAGUUCUUAAAAAUGUUCCACCUCAGUUAUACUCGCUCGAUGGAAUCAGUGUAGUCGCUAGCAGAAUUGGCGAACCAUUCUGCACAGAAAAGUCAAGACUCGAUCCAUAUCACUUCGGUAAUACCAAGAUUAAAGUUGAGAUCAGUCUCGAAGAAACGCCUCCGGAAGUUGUUGAAGUUUGUGAUACAGUAGGAAAUAAGGCCAUAAUCAAUGUGGAGUAUCCAAGGUUACCGCUGAAAUGCUGUAAUUGUGGUAGGUUCAGCCAUCUAAUGAGAAGGUGUCCAAAGCCCGCUAUGAAGAAGACUUCGCAACUACCGAAACCGGAAAGUACUCCUAAAAUUGCCUCUGUUACAACUAAAGUGUCACUUGAGAACUCUCAGGAAGAUCAAAUUACCUCUAUUGACCAACCUUUACCAGUGUCAAGCUUAGUAGAGAAUCAUAAGUCUUCGGUAUCAAGACGGAGGAGAUCCCGCUCUAGGAGUAAGAAAAACGUCAAAUCACAGAGGAGUGGGUGA